CACACCUCUGACAAGUAAGGCCGUGAGCAUGAAAACAAAUCACCUACUGAAAGUGUGGAGGACGGUAUUUCUGCAGGGGAGGGCAGGUGCUGCUACCUUAGCCCAGGUCAGAACCGAUCUAGAGAAAGAGCUGGAAGGGAUCAAAGAGGCCGGGACCUGGAAAGGGGAGAGAAUCAUUACCUCCAAACAGGGACCAAGUAUUCAUGUGAAAGGAACCACAAAAGACAUUCUUAACUUUUGUGCUAACAACUACCUGGGACUUUCAAGUCACCCUGAAGUUAUUGAGGCUGGAAAGAAAGCUUUGGACACACAUGGAGCAGGACUGAGUUCUGUCCGAUUUAUCUGCGGCACCAUUGAUCUGCAUAAAGAAUUGGAAGAGAAGAUUGCCAAGUUCCAUGGAAAGGAAGAUUCUAUUUUGUAUGCCAGCUGCUUUGAUGCCAACGCUGGCCUGUUUGAGGUUCUACUGGGGCCAGAGGAUGCCGUGAUAUCAGACGAACUUAACCACGCCUCCAUCAUUGAUGGGAUUAGACUGUGUAAAGUGAAGAGACAUCGUUACCAGCACAGAAAUAUGGCAGAUCUAGAAGACCAGUUAAUUGCUGCUAAAGACUGCAAGAAGAAGCUAAUAGCUACAGAUGGGGUGUUCAGCAUGGACGGAAAUGUAGCUCCACUGCCAGAUAUAUGUAACCUGGCUGAUAAAUACAAUGCCAUGGUUUUUAUUGAUGAAUGUCAUGGGACUGGAUUUUUUGGACCAACUGGAAGAGGUACUGAUGAACAUUUUGGGGUCAGUGAUAGAAUAGACAUCGUUAAUUCUACCCUGGGCAAGGCUCUAGGGGGAGCUGCUGGUGGUUACACUGCUGGUCCUAAGGAACUUACUUCAUUGUUACGUCAGAGGUCACGACCUUAUUUGUUCUCCAAUGCCCUUCCUCCGCCAGUCGUUGCUUGUGCCAGUAAGGCCAUUGAUUUGAUCACCAGUAAUACCGACCUUCCCCAGCAGGUGCUACGUAACACAAAGCGAUUCCGCUCUCGUAUGUCAGAUGCAGGAUUCAAUCUCUCCGGCGAUCCUGAACAUCCCAUAUGUCCAGUGAUGCUAGGAGAUGCACGGCUUGCCAACAUAUUUGCUGAUGAAAUGCUAGAGAGGGGGAUCUAUGUGAUUGGAUUCAGCUACCCUGUGGUGCCGAAGGGUAAGGCUAGGAUUCGAGUACAGCUAUCAGCUGCCCACUCUGAGGCAGAAGUAGACCGUGCUGUUGAUGCAUUUAUAGAAAUAGGUCGUAAACUCAAGGUCAUUGCUUGAAGGUCACUACAAGAUCUACAGUUAUAUGUUUAUUUUGUUUUGUGUAUAUCAGCAAUUUGUUUAGAUUUUGGAUAAGAAUUUGUCUAUUUGUUUUGAAUAUACAUUUUAAAAGAAAAAAGGCUGAAAAGUAAGUCAAAUAUACACUGUCUCAAAAUCUCUGCAAAGAAUCUCAAACUUAAGUCAUGAACAAUUUUCAUACAUUUAUACUUUUAUUUUGAACCUUUCCCCCCAAGAAUCUCAUUUUACAUAGCUUCAUGUAAUAUAUACAUGUAUUUUUAAUCAUGUUAUACAUGUAAUACUAAAUUGAUUUAAUCGAAAUGUAUCAUUGAAUCUUUUUUGUUUAGAUUUAAAUAUUCAUUAAACUUUUUGAGAGAUAUUAAGCUUGUGAAAUUGGCAUUGUAUUGGUAUCGAACAUUCCACAUUUUUUCGUAUUUAUU
Molecule: messenger RNA, 1728 nt
Organism: Saccostrea echinata
Lineage: Eukaryota; Metazoa; Mollusca; Bivalvia; Ostreida; Ostreidae
Product: 2-amino-3-ketobutyrate coenzyme A ligase, mitochondrial-like
Exons: 12
Coding region: 29-1291 (420 amino acids)
Biological process (GO): biosynthetic process; L-threonine catabolic process
Molecular function (GO): glycine C-acetyltransferase activity; pyridoxal phosphate binding
Source: RefSeq, a predicted model, not a curated record